Bolinopsis microptera is the source of this 5057-nucleotide messenger RNA. Its product is annotated as SR-related and CTD-associated factor 4-like. Gene Ontology annotation, molecular function: RNA binding. NCBI's taxonomy places the organism in Eukaryota, Metazoa, Ctenophora, Tentaculata, Lobata, Bolinopsidae. The coding region runs from base 30 to 3380 and encodes 1116 amino acids. Gene Ontology annotation, cellular component: nucleus. The record is from RefSeq and is a predicted model, not a curated record. The transcript has 15 exons.
GAUAGCAUGUAUUUUGUAGCUGACAAGGAAUGACAAGAGAGAUGGGCUCCCUUCCUGAACCUGUAAAAGCUUUUAACGAUGAGCUUGCGGAGAUGCUCACUCAGAAGCCGCCAGUCUCGAGCAGCAAGAUGAAAGACAUCACUCGGAAUGCUAUGAAAGCUCAAAAGUACUACAAGCACAUAGUGAUGUCAGUAGAAAAACUUGUUCAGAAGUGUAAGCCGGAGUACAAGUUGUCCGGGAUUUACGUGAUAGAUGCGAUAGUCCGGCAGUCCCGCCACCAGAACAAGGAGAAGGACGUGUACGCGGGCCGGUUUGAGUCUAACCUUCACAUCACCGCCACACAUCUCUUCAAAUGCUCCCGCACCGACCAGGUCAAGAUCUGCAGAACAUUUAAACUGUGGGAGCUUAACAAAGUCUUUUCGUAUCAUUCCAUCCAGAAAUGUUUAAAUAACGCAAAUCCUGAAGCUAGGAAAGAAGGAGUAGGUUUAGCAGAGAAAUCAAUAGCGAAGAUGGCUAUAAAGCCUGUAGCUACACCAGACAUAGUUAAACAACAAAAAGAACUUGAAGAACAGAGACGCAAAAUAAAGGAGCAGCAAGAGGAGUUGAAGCGGAAGCAAGAGGCUUUGUUAAAACAGAAUUCGUCGUCAAUACCGCCGAUUUUAGGGAAACUACUUCAUUUUGGACAACCCAAAGAAAACGCCGUCCCAGAUGACAACGUCCGCGCUAGUGAGACAGCUAACAAAGUGAAGUCGUUGUUAGACGAUUUCGAUUAUAGUGAUGAGGACGAUAUAAAACAACCAGGAAAGAAGGGAACGCCUAAAAGCAAAUCUACUCCUCCUCCUUCUAUCCCUACACCUAAGAAGACAGAGAACCUCUCGACCCCCUCUCCAGUGACCACAACUCACGAUACCAGUUUAUACCAACCUGAUCCUCCUCCCAAGGAGCUUUCAGCUUCUAAACCAGUCGACAAAUAUGACACCAGAAAUUUAGAGAAACUCUACACACCCUCCCCCAUCGAUAAACCUGGAAAAAGGUCGAAACACAAGUCACCGGAAAGAAACAAGAAGUCCCACAAAUCAGAGAAGCGAGAUUCACACUCAGAACGGCCCCGAGACAGGUCGCAAGACAAAUCGCGCGAUAAGUCUCGAGAAAGAUCACGGGAACGAUCUCGAGACAAAUCAUCUCGAAGGAGAAGCUCUCCAGAGGCUCGGAGAAGUAGCAAAUCCGGGGGCAGAUCCGGUAAGAGAUCCAGAUCAACCAGUCCGGGCCACUACUCCCGGAAAAGGGACAGAAACUCGAAGCCCGACUGCGUAUCGGUGCUGAGUACGACCAUUUGGAUUGGAAACCUGAGAAAAACGGUCACAAAAUCAGAUAUUUCGUCAUUAAUGAAGAAAUACACUGAGUCCUGCAGUAUUGAUAUGGUGCCGCCACGAGGAUGCUCCUACAUAAAUGUUAAUGAUAGAGAUGUCGCAGAAAAUGUCCUGAAGGAGCUUUUGAAGGAAAACCUGAAAUUGCACGGAGCACUUUGUAAAGUAGCGUGGGCACCUGGUAAGGGUUGCAAGGAGUUCAAAGAACACUGGAACAUUGAAAAGGGAGUGACGUUCAUUCCCCACAAAAACUUUGAAAAGUUGAAAAUAAGUGAGCUGGAGGAUGGGGGUGUGAUCGAGGAGACUACACUACCACAGGGCUUCAAACUUCAAGAUGCGAAGGAGGAAGAAGAACGCCAAGCUAAAAGAAAACAACAUGCUCCGCUGAUGUCCCUCAGUAUACCACCUAGCAUGGCCGUUUUCUCUAUGAAUCCCAACAUCAAAAUUCCAACCGAGAUCGAGAGUAACUCAGACGAGGAGAUGAUGGAUGUUUUCCCGCCCAUCCCCAUUUUGCCUGUUCCCACCGUUCCAGAUUCAGCUCCUGACGGGUCUGUUCCUUUCCCAAUGCCUGGCAUGACACCACUUGCUCCCCACGGAGUACCUGGCUGGAUGCCGCCACGUCCUGCUCCUCCUGGACAGUUCCAAGGCAUGGCUCCUCCCUUCUCUUUACCUCCUCCUCCUCACCAUAUUCCUCUUCCGAACAUGGCCAAUAUGCUCCCUCCUUCUAACAUGCCCAACUUGAACCAGAUUCCUUUGCCUUCUCCACAGAUGCCUGUCCUGCCCGGUCCGAUGCCUCUGCCAGGUCCCAGGUUCGGUGCACCUACUUUAGGACCUGCACAGCCGGUCCCUGUUUCCGAACCUACUCCGCUGUUCAGGUUCAGGAGAUCUCCCUCUCCUCCUAGUCCUAGAACAUUAGCUCGAAACAUGAUGGACUCCGAUAACGAGUCGGACUCUGAACCGAACAGGAGUAAGAGGAAUGAAAUGUACCCUGGAGGUCUACCUCCAUUCCGUAAAUCCAGCUCUCCUAAGAAUAACAUUUAUCUGACUGGAGGGAUCAGCUCCAGCCCUUCGUCGAUGGAGUCUGCCAGUAACGCUCGAAUUCAUGCGGGGAGUCUACCUCCUUUUAAUAGCAGUGUGCCGAUCUCCAGAACUGUUCCUUCACCUUCUAAAGCAAGGCCUGGAGAGCCCACAUUUGUCAAUCAGAUGCGGGCAACUUCUCCACGACGUCCUCAACCAUCUUCUCCGGGGAUUCCAAGGUUUAAUAAUCAAAACCAGUACUCUCCUAGUGAUCCAAGUCCUGGAGAGCCGACAUUUGUCAACUCUAUGCGAUCAGCUUCGCCACAACAUACCCAACCAUCCUCUCCAGGGAUCCCCAUGUUUAAUAAUCAAAACCAGUACUCUCCAAUCGACCCAAGAUCUGGAGAGCCUAGAUAUGUCAACUCUAUGCGAUCAGUUCCACCUCGACAUGCCCAACCAUCUUCUCCUGGGAUUCCGAGGUUCAACAACCAAAAUCAGUAUUCUCUAAGCGAUCCAAAACCUUUAUUUUUGGAUGAAGAAAACGGUGAAAGACCUGUCCGUCCUCGGCCUCCUGGAGACCCACAAAAUUUCCCUGGUCCCGAUUCUGACAGAAACAGUUCUUCAAUCCGCCCUUCCCUAGAAGAAAUGAGGGGCCCUGUACAGCAUCGUCCGAAUUUUGCAGCACUAGAGAACAUGGCACGCUUUGAGAACAUGGCUUUUAGCUCUGACCAUGCCAACUCAGGACCACGCUUUAGCUCUGACCAUGCCAACUCGGGGCCACGUCCCGGGACCUAUCGGGGAGGGGCCCCGCGCGCACAAUUCGGACGUCCUCCGCCCCCACAAUUUGGCGGUAUGCGAGGUCCUGCUCCUAGAGGUAAUGGUCCGGCACGUCCUCGUUUCAACGGUCCACCUGGUCCCCGCCCCAUGGGACAGAGAGGUCCUUUUAGAAUGACAUUUAGACCCCGCGGAAACAAUAGGCCUCCUUUCGGACACUAGCUAUUAUUAGCAUAGUAUAUGCUCUGUUGAGAUUUAUAUGCAAUGACAGUGUUUGAUUAGAUCCAGCCCAACGAAUUUCUUUACGAAUUCGUCUUUGAUCCUUUUUGUGGCAUAUUUUGAUCAUCUUAUAUAUAAAGAUAUCAUGGUUUGAGAGUUGAAUAAGCUAUACAUAUGUAAGUCUGGUCUUGAAAAUGCUGAAAUUUCUAAGUAUAGCCUUAAGGGGUGUUUAUUGACUUUCGUGUGAACUAUUUCAUAGUUUUGAGAAUAAUUUUGUAACGAUCUGUUAUUAUUAUUAUUUCUAUGCAAAUGUGAUAUAUUGCUACAUGUUAUUGUUACAAUUAUUCAAAUCAGUUUAACUUAUGAUAUUGAAUCAGGACUUUUUGUUGUUUUCCAUAUUUUUCGAUAAAUAUCACACAAAAAAACUAGAUGGAAAUACGCAGACCAAAAUGUAUUGUACGCUAGACAAAAAAAUUCUUGACCAUAAAUUUCAGAAUCAGAAGGUGCGGGGACAAUCCUGGAGAAGCUGCUGGUAUCGAUGAAGGAGACUACUCGUGACAACCCAUCAAAAGAUACGCCCUUGGGGCAGUUUUUGAGUAACGGGCAAGAGAACGCCUACAUCACGAAACAAGAGGAGCAAGUCAGCGCUAAACUCGACAAACUUAACGACAUAGCAAUACCGCGAUCAGUCAGUCAGGAAAGUCUUAGCGUAAAACGGGACGACGACAGUAUAGUCCACCUUCUCAACUCCAAGGACUAUGCGCUACCUAUGCCGGAGAACAAUGAGGAGGGUGAGGAUUACUAUUACCCAGGCAUGUCACCGCCAGUUACACUAUCCAUCCCUAAAGACAUACCCCAGGAGACGCCGCAGGUAACUAGUCCUGUUGCUGAGGAACCCCUCCCUUACAGUCGUGCAGUUGAGGAACCUGAGGAGAGCUCUCAAUCUGAAGCUACUCUAGCGGAGUCACCUAUGAAGUUGGAGAAGAAGGCUAUUAAUCUCCAGACCUAUCUGAAGAGAAAGAAGGACGACGACCCUAUAGAGCCAACAAAGGAGGAGAGUCCUGCUCAUGAGGAGGAGAAUCUGCCGCCUACUCCAGUGAAAACUCCGAAACACGCUGAAGUUGACGACGACUUGUUAGAAUGGGCUAGUCAGGAUGCUGAGGAAGUUGUUACCAAGGCUGCAACAUCCGUGCUAAACAAGGCUGCGACGCCUGAGGUUAACAGGGCUGCAACUCCGGAGCUGGACAAGACUUUGGAGAGUGAACCUGGUGAGGAGAACAAAACAAUAAAAACGCCGGAGAGAAUGGAGACGUCUCAGGAAGACGGGGAGUCUCAAAAGGAAAUUGAAGCCAAGUUGGCAGAAAUAAGGUCACCCUCCGGCUCUCCUAUAGAUAGUCUGUUGGAGGAGAAACUGGCGUCACCAACUGCUGCAGCCACAUCUAUUGAGGAGAGCAAGGAGGAAGGAGAGUUAGAGUCCGAGCAGGAGAAACCCGGACUUGUUCGAUUAGAAAGUUUAGGUUCCGAGAAGGGGAGUCGGAGUAGAUCACUAUCUCAUAGCAGCAAAGCGAAGAAAGAUAAGAAAAAGAAAAACAAGAAGAAGAAGAAGAAAGAUAAAGUUCAUGAUAGCGAUCUUGAGGAAGAUAUUCGGAAGUUAGAGUUACUUAAGGCAGAGUUAGAGCG